This is a messenger RNA of Ostreobium quekettii, 1080 nucleotides long. NCBI's taxonomy places the organism in Eukaryota, Viridiplantae, Chlorophyta, Ulvophyceae, Bryopsidales, Ostreobiaceae. The record is from the annotation of a GenBank genome assembly.
AUGAGCUUGGGGACUGGCGCUUUUGAGCUGCCGGGACCGUCCGGUGCGCGCUGCAGCGGCCAGCCGCUGGCAUGGCGGUUCGCAGUGCGCCGAUACGCGGCCGGUGCUGCGUGCACGGGACGCACAUGCCGGCAGAUAAGCAAUGGCAUUUCUGAAGACCGGGAAGGCAAGGUCAGUGGCCUCAGGGUUGUGGACGGCGCUGUGGAACGCGAUCAUGGCGUGGUGGAGAAUCCUGGUGUCGGUGGGGCUUGGCGUUCGCCUCUGUGCCAAGAAGGCACACUUGCACCCAUUGUUGCAUUGGGCAAAUUUGAUAGCAUGCACAUCGGACACAGGGCCCUGGCACAGGCUGCUGCCACUCUAGGGGGAACCCCAUGGCUAAUAUCCUUUUCAGGGAUGGCCAAAAUCCUCGGGUGGCAGGAGCGCCUGCCGAUCGUUCCCUUGUGCGAAAAGGCCCGAGUGCUGGCGUCAUGGUCACCAUUCUGUGGGGGCCUCGUGCCCAGCAUGAGGUACCUGCCCUUUGAGGAGAUACGUGGCUUGAGCCCUGAAGAUUUUGUGAGGCUCCUUGCUGAGGAGCUGGGAGCCAAGGGCAUCGUUGCAGGACAAAAUUACAAGUUUGGAUAUAAGGCGUCUGGGGAUGCGAGGCUUCUGGAGGCACUGGGAACACAGUAUGGCCUGCAGGUCAAGAUUCUAGACCUUGUUACAUCGGAUGAAAAGGUCCCCCUUGGAGAAGUCUCUACUACCCAGGUACGGAAGGCUUUGGACCAGGGCGACAUGCGCCAUGUCGCCCGCCUACUUGGCCGGAGCUACAGACUGGUCUCGAGGAUUGAUGGCCGUCACUUGGCCUCCUGCCGCAGCGUGCCCUGCUCCGCCUUUCUCAAUCAACCGCCUGCAGAGGGAGAGUACACAGCAUCCAUCCAAGUGCACAGUAGUCAGCGGCCCAAUUUUGCAGCCGAGGAAAAUUUAGCAAUGGGGCCGCUGAGAAUGAGUGUCAUAUUUUCUGCUGAUUCAAUGGUGUUGGACGGGGGUAGUUUCCGACAACUGGAUGGUGCCGAGGUGGUGAGAUUGACAGCGGAUUUCUGA